GCAGCUGACAUUUGCUAACGUACGAAAUGGACAUAUUCUUCCAACUUGGACACUAACGGAUAUCAGAUUUACCCACGCCUAUUUUCACAACACUGACUUCAAACUAAUCUCUGUUCUAUCUUGUUCAUCCAUCUAUAUACAUAAACCUCAACACGCCCUUUAUUUUCACCUCCCAAAUCGUCAUCUUCAGCAACAUAAGCCCACAUGGAGAUGAAUUCAGAUCCUAGUGUUAUGUCUGAGGCAGAAUAUGAAGAGGAUACUUUCUAUGCAGAGAUUAGGAGACAGAUUCUGCUAUUGACAUCUGAAGAUAACGAAGAUUUACUACAAACAAGAACUUUCAAUCCCAUUAAUGUUACUGAUGGUGGUUCAGCCAGGUCAGAUUUCAGAUUUAGCUGGGCAUCUCCACCUCCAAGCAAUUUUUGUUUGUGGGAAAGACAUGGUUCUGGUUCACCACCCCUUUGGCUUAUGAACUUGUGGAAGAAUGGUAAGGGUACUGGGGUGUUCAUUCCCCAAGUUGCAUCCAGAAAAAUCCAUACACCAGGAAAAAUGAAUAGCAGGAAAAAGGUAUAUAGACCAGUGGAUAACAAGAAUUGAAGAAUCUUAGACAAAUUGGUACUAAAUUGAAGUUGAAUAUCCUUUCUCGAUCAUUAUAUAUAUAUAUAUAUAUAUAUAUAUAUAUAUAUAUAUGUGUGUGUGUGUGGGUGUAGCAUAGGAUACAAUUAUGAUGUUGCAUUAGUGGAAGAAUUACACAACAUAAAGGGUGUAAAGUUUGUACAACUAUUGUUCAUUUAUGUACAGAUCUUAGUUAUUACAGGGGAGUAAAACAAUUUAUGUAAAUUGUUUAAUGUAA
Vigna radiata var. radiata (mung bean) is the source of this 850-nucleotide messenger RNA. RefSeq lists its product as uncharacterized. Bases 205 to 594 code for a protein of 129 amino acids. NCBI's taxonomy places the organism in Eukaryota, Viridiplantae, Streptophyta, Magnoliopsida, Fabales, Fabaceae. The record is from RefSeq and is a predicted model, not a curated record. The transcript has 2 exons.